CUCAUCCUCUCCCCUAGCUCUUUUUAUCGUUUUCAAUAGCUGCUUCCCUUCGUGUAUAUAUAUAUAUAGACACACACACACACACGUUCCUGUAUUCGUCUGUAUGUCUUUCUCUCUAUAAAAAGAACCGCUUUAUUGACGCUUCAAUUCCAGCAAGUGGAGCUGAAGGGAGGACUAUUGAGGGGAAAUGACUGGGAUUGUAAGUGAGGGGUCUGGAGGGGAUAGGUCGGUGGAGGGGAUUUCAAAUGGGCAGUGUUUUCAAUCAGGGGAAGCAUUGGCCGAAUGGCGGUCUUCCGAGCAGGUGGAAAAUGGAACACCUUCAACCUCACCCCCUUAUUGGGACUCUGACGAUGAUUAUGAUAGUGGGCUGAAGCCUUCUGAAUUAUAUGGGAAGUAUACAUGGAAGAUAGAGAAAUUUUCGCAGAUUAACAAAAGAGAACUUCGCAGUAAUGCAUUUGAAAUUGGUGGCUACAAGUGGUACAUUUUAAUUUAUCCACAAGGUUGUGAUGUUUGUAAUCAUCUCUCAUUGUUUCUCUGUGUUGCUAAUCAUGACAAACUUCUUCCAGGUUUGAUAUUAUCACUAAAUUUCAAUUUGGAUUCACUAUCAUAUUGUAUUCUGUUAUUGGACUUAUAUGGUUCCUCUCUCUACUCCAAGACAGGUUGGAGUCAUUUUGCACAGUUUACAAUAGCUGUUGUGAAUAAAGAUCCAAAGAAAUCAAAAUAUUCAGAUACUUUACAUCGAUUUUGGAAGAAAGAGCAUGACUGGGGAUGGAAAAAGUUUAUGGAGCUCUCAAAACUUUAUGAUGGAUUUAUAGAAUCUGACACACUAAUCAUAAAAGCUCAAGUUCAAGUGGUUAGGGAGAAAGUAGACCGCCCUUUUCGUUGCCUUGAUCGUCAAUAUAGGAGAGAACUUGUUAGAGUAUAUUUGACAAAUGUAGAGCAAAUUUGUUUCCGUUUUUUGGAUGACAGACGAAAUAAACUGGGGAGCUUGAUAGAAGACAAAGCUACGUGGUCAAGCUUUUGUGCUUUUUGGUUUGGGAUAGACCAAAGUACCAGAUGCCGAAUGUCUAGGGAGAAAACAGAUAUGAUUUUGAAAGUAGUUGUGAAGCACUUUUUUAUAGAGAAGGAGGUGACAUCUACUUUGGUAAUGGAUUCGCUAUAUAGUGGGUUGAAGGCUCUCGAAGUCCAGAGUAAAGGCAACAAAACAAAGUCAAAGUUAUUGGAUGCUGAAGAAAUGCCAGCUCCAAUUGUUCGUGUUGAAAAAGAUAUGUUUGUAUUAGUGGAUGAUGUGCUAGUUCUUCUAGAAAGGGCUGCUGCUUUAGAACCAUUACCACCGAAAGAUGAGAAAGGUCCUCAAAACCGAUCAAAGGAUGGGAAUUCUGGAGAGUAUUUCAACAAAGAUUCAAUUGAGCGUGAUGAAAGGCGCCUUACAGAAUUGGGCCGCAGGACAGUGGAAAUAUUUAUUCUCUCUCAUAUUUUCAGCAACAAAAUAGAAGUUGCCUACCAGGAAGCUGUUGCUUGGAAGAGGCAAGAAGAGCUCAUCCGGGAAGAAGCUGCAUGGCUGGCUGAAAGCGAGCAGAAGGCUAAACGAGGAGCAUCUGAGAAAGAGAAAAAAUCUAAGAAAAAACAGGCUAAGCAAAAACGAAAUAAUCGAAAAAGCAAAGAUAAAGGGAGGGAGGAAAAGGCUUUUGUGGCAGCGAAGGAGAAACACCAAGAAGAUAACCGAGACAAUGAAACGGAUGCCUCUAUGAUGGUGGAGGUGCAGCUGGUGCCUGAAAAAUCUUAUCUUCCAGAUGAUGUUUCCGAUGUUUCUGAAGCAGUUGAUUGUGGCAUUGAAGCUCUUCAGCCUGAUUCAGAAGACAGAUGUGCUAGUCCUGUUGGUUGGGAUACAGAUACAUCCGAAGUUCACCCUCCCACAGAAGCUAGUAGCAGUGGAAUAAGUAGCUUAUCAUGUAUGCAAAAUGAAGUAGCUGAUAAAAGGAGCCCAUCUACGAUGGAUGAUAGUUCCUCAACAUGUUCGACAGAUUCGGUACCAUCAGUAGUAACAAAUGGCUCCUAUAAAGGCAACUUAUUUUCAAACAACCAAAAUAAGAAAUCACCUAGCAGAGGAAAGAACCAGCUAAGUAAAACGUCAAGUGAUGAUGGUAGUUGGAUCACAGAAACUGAUAAUCAGCCGCCUUCCCCUGCAUUAGAUGGAGGGGAUUGUAAUGAUGCUUCUGAAAGCAGCAAGGCAGGUGAAUCCGAGUCCGAGGCUGCUCUUUCCUCCUCGCUGGACCAGACUACUUGGGUUGACCAGGAUGCUCUUAAGAAGGAAGUUGUUUUGCUGCAAAAGAAACCAAGCACCCACGAUCCGGUUGAUUUAGAAAGGCCUAAGGGGAAGACAGUUGCUAUACCAUCCUCUCCGAGAAAUCUGCGACCGACUGCUAAGUUUGGGUCAGAUUACAGUAUUGCUGUCAGUGUAGGUUCUGUGCUAGUUAGGAAGGCAUCGUCAAAUGACCUGCGGCAGAGUGAUCAACCUGCAUCUUCGAAAACAUCGAUCCAAAUGACUAGUAUACCAAAAUCCGAGAUUCAAAAGGCUGCAACUUCAAAACCAGCUGAAAAUCCUGUGACCCCACAAGUGCCUGUGAUGUCAAGUCCCUCUAGUGCUCCUCAAAUUUCUAGUCUUAGGCCAACUGCUCCUGUUGUUUCUAUGGUUCAAACAACUGCGGUUCUUUCUCGUUCUGUUAGCGCAGCUGGCUGUUUAGGUCCCAACACAACCCCAGCUACAAGUUAUGUUCCUCAAUCUUACAGAAAUGCCUUGGGUAACCAUGUUGCUCCUGGUUCUAGUCAUCCUAACUUCUCUAGCUCAGUAGCAUACUCACAACCACCAGCCUCGGUACCUGCACCAGUGUAUAUACCCCAGAGCUCAGAGAGGACGGACCCAAAUUCUGUGCAACCAGGCUUUCCAUUUGGCAUGGUAACUCGGGAUAGCCUGCCAAAUGCACCCGGGUGGAUUGAGAGUUCUCAAAGGGAUGCCACUACAAGUAUGCACUCUAUUCCUUCUUCAUUGCUUGAGAUUGAAAAUCUUGACUUGUCUACUGAUUUUCCAGGCUGCACAACCGGACGUCAGACCCAAGGUGUCUUUGCCGAUGAGUUCCCCCAUCUCGAUAUCAUCAAUGACUUGCUUGACGAGGAACACAAUGUCGGGAGGGUAGCCAGGUCAGCAACACGCUUCCAUUCUCUUGGUUUAUUAAACCGUCAUGUUUCGUCUCCAUCCAAUUUGGGCAUGUUGGGUGAGACAGUAUCCUCAUGCGGGUUUGAACAAGCAUGGAGUUACUGGAACAAUGGGUUCCAGCAAGGUUACAGAAAUUCCUUGGGAAACCAUUGCGAUACAUCUAGAGAAUAUAUUCCACAACCUAGCCCCCUACCUUAUGCCAAUGGACUAACUGAUGGAUUGACCCCAACACAUUGGCCAAUGGCUUCACUUGGCAUGAGGAAUGCUGAUGCAGUCAAUUAUCCAUACUACGGUCGAGAGUAUUCUAAUCUGGUCUGUGGUGUCAACGGCUAUUCAGUAUUCCGACCAUCCGAUGGACUCUAAAACAGGUAACCUACAGUCGUAGUUUGGCCACAAAUUCGAUCGUUGCUUUAUAAGAUAUGUAAUAAUAUAUUUUACUAGGAAAACUGUUGGGUUGGAGUGAGUUUGUAAAAUUUUCUUAAGGGGAAAAAAAAAACAUUAAAAGGUGUUAUUUA
Molecule: messenger RNA, 3729 nt
Organism: Gossypium raimondii (Peruvian cotton)
Lineage: Eukaryota; Viridiplantae; Streptophyta; Magnoliopsida; Malvales; Malvaceae
Product: TNF receptor-associated factor homolog 1b
Exons: 12
Coding region: 188-3577 (1129 amino acids)
Molecular function (GO): protein binding
Source: RefSeq, a predicted model, not a curated record